AUGAUGGAUGAGCUUGCAAGUACAGCUUUUGCAGUCUUGAUUGUGAUUGCGUCUGUUUUCUUGUAUUCUUGGAUAUUCAAAAAACCAAGUAAAGAAUCGGCCUUGCUCCCACCAGGGCCUAGAGGUUUGCCAAUUCUUGGAUAUUUACCGUUUCUGCGCCCAAACUUGCACCAACAGUUCACAGAAUUGGCUGGGCGCUACGGCCCAAUCUACCAGCUAUGGCUUGGAAAGAAACUAUGUUUCGUUAUCAAUUCACCAGGCCUGAUUAAAGAAGUGGUUCGAGAUCAAGACACGAUGUUAGCCAACCACGACGCACCUGUCGCAGCAUUGAUUGCAACUUACGGUGGACUGAGUGUUGCUUGGUCGCCCUACGGCCCGUAUUGGCGAGAUAUGCGGAAAUUAUUCGUACGAGAAUUGCUGAGUAACAAUAAUCUUGAGGCUUCUUGCAACCUGCGAACAGAGGAGGUCAGAAAGGCUAUCGGAAAUUUGUACUCAAAGAUUGGCACCAGCAUAGAUAUUGGGGAGUUGGCUUUUGUUACUGAACUCAACGUUGUACUGAAAUUGUUGUGGGGCGGCACAAUUGACGGAGACAAGCAGGAUGAAGUUGGCGUCGAGUUACGCAAAGUAGCAUCCAAAAUGAUUCAUUUGAUUGGACAACCAAACAUUUCUGAUUUUUUUCCAGUUCUUGCCAGGUUUGACAUUCAAGGAAUAGCGAAAGCGACGAAGAAUUUUUUGCCACAUAUUGACCGGAUUCUUGACAACGUCAUAAAUGAACGUAUGAAGAUGAAUUCUGAUGGAGGUGAAGGAGAUAACAAAAGGAAGGACUUUCUGCAAAUUCUUCUACAGCUAAAGGAGAAGAAUACCUCAAUUAGCCUGAUACAAAUAAAGUCCAUAUUGAUGGACAUUGUUGUAGGGGGGACGGACACUACAGCAAUAACAGUCGAGUGGGUAAUGACGGAGAUUUUGCGGAAUCCAGAUGCAAUGAAAAGGGUGCAACAAGAAUUAACAAAUGUUGUCGGGAUAAACAACUCUGUGGAAGAAUUCCAUGUAUCGAAACUACAGUAUCUUGAUGCAGUUGUGAAAGAAACAUUCCGACUACAUCCUCCACUUCCCCUGUUGAUCCCAAGAAUAUCGAGCCAAUCUUGCAUGGUCGGGGGAUAUACUAUACCAAAGGGUUCUCGUGUCUUUCUGAAUACAUGGUCGGCGCAAAUGGAUCCACAGAUUUGGGAAAACCCAUCGGAAUUUAGGCCGGAGAGAUUUUUGAAUGUCGACAGUGGCAAAGUAUGUGACUAUUUGGGAAACAGCUUUGAAUAUCUUCCAUUUGGAUCAGGAAGAAGGAUAUGUCCCGGCCUUCAUCUAGCAGAGAAAAUGGUAAUGUACGUCCUAGCCUCGCUCCUGCAUUCAUUUGAUUGGAAAAUACCGGAGGGCAAAAAUCUUGACGCCUCAGGGACAUUUGGAAUUCUCAUGAGGAAAACCGAACCAUUAUUUGCUAUUCCGUCUCCGAGAUCGUCUAAUUUGAGUCUUUAUGCAUAA
Messenger RNA from Fraxinus pennsylvanica, 1533 nucleotides. Lineage: Eukaryota; Viridiplantae; Streptophyta; Magnoliopsida; Lamiales; Oleaceae. The record is from the annotation of a GenBank genome assembly.